AAAAAAAGAAAUUCUGACAAAAGCAAAUCCUUAUUCUAUACUGCAGCCCUACUCAAUGUGUACUGUUUACCCAUAAACAUAUUAGGAAUGAAGGUAAAAAAUGCAUGUCAUUAUUAAUAACUUAUUUAUUUUAAAUUGUUUAUUGUUUGUCAAUAAAAUGUUAUUCAAAAUAUAUUAACUCUAAUUGUUCUAAGUUUAUUAAUCAAAUUUAUUUUAAUUAAUUUAAGACAAAGUUAUUUAUAAUUAAGUAUUAUUAGGAGUGAAAUUACUAGAGAUUUAUACCCUCAAUUUUAAGAGCGAGGCCCCAUUAGUGCGUUGCGCUGCGUUGCGUCGUCGCAGCGUCGUCGCUGCGUCGUUUUCCAUACAUUUUUUAUGACAUGCCCCAUUAGACCGUUGCGUCGUCGCGCGCGACGUUUCAACGGAUCGACGGACAAGAGACUAUAGCGGGAGGGAGGGUGAUGCGCUGCGUUGUCGGAGCUCCGCUGCGACGACGGACAGUGAUGCACUGCUAGAGGAGAAAGCUAGACGAGCGUAACGACAUUUUCUAUUUUACCAUGAGUGAGCAGGAUAUUGAUAUAGAUUUUCUCAUAUCCUUGGUCCAAGAAAGACCCAUUAUAUGGGAUAAAUCACACGAACAUUACAGUGAUAAAUUUCGUAAAGCGAAUGAAUGGGUAGCUGUUUGUAAAAAAAUAUUUCAAGAUUACGAGGAGUUUGAGGACCAAAAAAAGAACAAAAUUGGUAACGAGGUUGUGAAAAAAUGGAGAAGCGUGAAGGACAACUUUUUUCGAUACGUAAAAAAAAUAAAAGAAAACAGUUCGUCUGGAUCAGGGGCAAAACAAUUGAAGAAAUAUCAUUAUUACAAUCAGUUGCUGUUUUUGAUGAAAGUUGCCCAAAAUAAAACUGAUAGUAGCCUUGAAAUGGUGUCUGAAGAAACGGAACGAAAUGAAAACACAGCAUCAUCUUCUCCAUUUCCUACAAAAGAAAUGUCCUCGUUACCCCCAGGUCCUUCUCGCUACGUGCCUGCAAGCCGUAAGAGAUCAAACCAAGCAAUAGAUGAUUUCGAGGCGCAAGCAUUAAAAGCGUUGCAAGAGAAAGAAAACCGCCACUUAUCAUUUUUCAAAGGAAUUUUGCCUUCUUUGGACAGCUUUACGGAAUUACAAACUUUGACAUUCCAAAGCAAAGUUAUAAAUAUCAUUACCGAAAUUCGGUUCGGGGAACAGACUCAAUCAACAACAUGGCAGUCACGCGGAUAUCAAACUGGACAACAGUAUCAAGCAACACCAUUGCAGUCACGCGGAUAUCAAACUGGACAACAUGCCCAGUCACCAUCGCCAUCAUCGUAUCGAACAGAUGAAUUCGAAGCUACCUACUCAACCAACACUACGAUUAAUAAUUUUACUGAUGAUAGUCAAGAAGAAGAUUAUAACUUUGCUUUGUUACCUAAUAGUAAUACUUAAAUUAAACUGUUUUUAAAGAUAAUAAAUUAAUAACUGAUUAACAUUA
Molecule: messenger RNA, 1503 nt
Organism: Bicyclus anynana (squinting bush brown)
Lineage: Eukaryota; Metazoa; Arthropoda; Insecta; Lepidoptera; Nymphalidae
Exons: 2
Coding region: 555-1457 (300 amino acids)
Biological process (GO): regulation of transcription by RNA polymerase II
Cellular component (GO): transcription regulator complex; nucleus
Source: RefSeq, a predicted model, not a curated record